This is a messenger RNA of Aspergillus tubingensis, 465 nucleotides long. RefSeq names its product esterase/lipase family protein. NCBI's taxonomy places the organism in Eukaryota, Fungi, Ascomycota, Eurotiomycetes, Eurotiales, Aspergillaceae. The transcript has 4 exons. Bases 1 to 465 code for a protein of 154 amino acids. The record is from RefSeq and is a predicted model, not a curated record.
AUGAGACAUGCCGUUGCCGUGUCCAACGGCGUAAGAAGCAUCAAAUUUCAUUCGCUCUCUGUCCGCUAUCCAGCCCUGAGGUGUCUUUCUUCCUCUGCGCGUAGGCACAGCCCACAACAUCCCAGCAGCCCCGACGCUCUCGAUCCGCGCCUAGAAGACCUGGGGAACGUUAUCAGAGAUGAAUAUGCGAUAAUUAGGGAGAACUACAAUGCCCCAAAACAUGCAGUUGUUCUUGCGCAUGGCCUGCUUGGAUUCGCCGAGCUACGUCUUGCUGGACGUUAUCUUCCUGGAGUUCAAUAUUGGCGUGGUAUAAAGGAAGCUUUAUCGAUGCAAGGGGUUCGGGUCAUUACUGCCACAGUGCCUCCCUCCGCAUCCAUCGAAAUGCGUGCUGAAGAAUUAGCGAGAGAUAUCGCUGCCGGUGCACCCGGAGAACAUGUAAAUAUAAUUGCUCAUAGCAUGGGGUAA